AUUGCUCUCUUUUUACUGAUUCGUCUGUCAACAAAUGGCGACAAUUGCAAGGACAGUCAGGGCUGUUGCUCCACAUGUGCCAAAAAUAAAAUUUCCACAAAGAAAUAAAGCAGAUUUUUCCUUCAAACAUGAAGUGCCAGUAGUAUCUUCUGUUACACAGACAUUAUCUCCAGCAGCUGGUAGAUCAUCUUCACAAGGAGGACAUGUGAUAGACUUUUCUGAUUUACCACUCCGGUAUCAAAGAAAACCAAUAAGCCAAGAGGAAAUGGAAUAUAUUGAGAGAGGAGGACCUGAUUGAUGUCACUUGCUAAAUGGAUUGUUACAGAUGAAUUUUAUAUUUAUUUACAUGAUAUAUAAGUAAUAGAUGAGAGGCAUAUGUUAGAAGUACGAAUGUGAAUUUUUCAUUAAAAAAAAUUAAACCCUCA
Mytilus californianus (California mussel) is the source of this 425-nucleotide messenger RNA. RefSeq names its product alpha-ketoglutarate dehydrogenase component 4-like. The record is from RefSeq and is a predicted model, not a curated record. NCBI's taxonomy places the organism in Eukaryota, Metazoa, Mollusca, Bivalvia, Mytilida, Mytilidae. Bases 35 to 298 code for a protein of 87 amino acids. Gene Ontology annotation, biological process: 2-oxoglutarate metabolic process. The transcript is spliced from 4 exons.